CCCCUCUUCCACUUCUGCUCCUCCUGCUCCUGCGCCCCCCCUCCCCUCCGCCUCCGGCUUCCCCGGGGUUUUGCAGCGGGGCAGCGCGGCUGGAUGCCCAGGCUCCCGCGAGGAGGGCGCGCUGGGGGCUUCUUGCAUGGGGGGGUGCGGGGGGAACAGGCCGGUGCUACAUUGUUUCCGAACCAUUCCUCCUGAGACCCACGUCCCGCUCCGCAGCCCAAGAUGAUGAAGUUUCGGUUCAGGCGGCAGGGUAACGACCCCCAGAGGGAGAAGAUCAAACAGGAUCUCUUUGCGUUUAACAAGACCGUGGAACAUGGAUUCCCCAACCAGCCCAGCUCUCUGGCUUACGACCCCAAGCUUCGCAUCAUGGCCAUUGGUACAAAGUCUGGAGCAGUCAAAAUAUAUGGGGCCCCUGGUGUGGAGUUCACGGGUUUACAUAAGGAGACAGCCACGGUCACACAGAUGCACUUUUUGCCUGGCCAGGGCCAGCUCCUCACCUUGCUAGAUGACAACACCCUCCACCUUUGGGGGAUCUUUCAGAAGGAUGGCUACUCCCACUUGGAGGAGACCCACAGCUUCCUCCUGCCGGGCCGCCCAGGGUUUGACAGUGCUAACUCCCCUCCCAGCAUCACCCGGGUGACAGUGAUCUUGCUGAAGUCAGCCUGCAACAUGGCCUGCUUGGGCACUGAAGGAGGCGGCAUCUACUUCCUCAAUCCCACCAGCCUUGCCUUGCUAGAUGAUCAGACUCUCUACCAGGAUGAGGUCCUACAGAGUGUGCCAGAUGAUUAUAGGUGUGGGAAGACCCUGGGGCCAGUGGAAUCCCUACAGGAACAUCCUCAGGACCCCUCCAAGAUUCUCAUUGGCUACAGCCGGGGCCUGGUUGUCAUCUGGGACCAGAGCACAAGGCAUAUUGACCACCUUUUCUUGGGAAAUCAGCAACUGGAGAGCCUUGCCUGGGAACGCAGCGGCAGCAUCCUUGUGAGCUCCCACAGCGAUGGCAGCUACAUGAUCUGGUCUGUGAGUGACGACAGUGCCUGGACCCUCCAGCCCACCACCUCCACUGUCCCCUAUGGUCCUUUUCCCUGCAAAGCCAUCAACAAAAUCCUUUGGCGCACCUGUGAGUCUGGGAACCACUUUAUCAUCUUCAGUGGGGGGAUGCCUCGGGCUAGCUACGGCGACAGACACUGCGUGACAGUGCUGCAGGGCCAGACACUGGUCACUCUAGACUUCACCUCCCGGGUGAUUGACUUCUUCACCGUGUACAACACCGAGCCCAAGGAUGAGUAUGACAACCCCAGUGCCCUGGUGGUGCUGGUCGAGGAGGAGCUGGUGGUGAUUGACCUGCAGACUCCUGGAUGGCCCACCGUGCCAGCCCCGUACCUGGCCCCCCUCCACUCCUCAGCCAUCACCUGCUCCUACCAUAUUUCCAACGUCCCCCUCAAGCUCUGGGAGAGGAUCCUAAGUGUGGGCAAGCGGCAGAGCCCCCAGCUUGCUUCAAUGAACUGGCCCAUCAACGGAGGGAAGAACUUAGCUCAAGAGCCUACCCAGAGGGGACUCCUCCUGACCGGCCAUGAGGACGGGACAGUACGGUUCUGGGAUGCCUCGGGAGUGUCGCUGAGACCGCUCUACAAACUGGGCACGGCCAAUAUCUUCCAGACGGACUGCGAGCAUGCAGACAGCCUCAACCAGGCCAGCGAGGAGGAGUGGCCCCCUUUCCACAAGGUGGGGUGUUUUGACCCCUACAGUGAUGACCCCCGGCUUGGUAUUCAGAAGAUCUCACUCUGUAAAUACACAGCCAAGAUGGUGGUGGCAGGCACAGCUGGGCAGGUGCUUGUCAUGGAGCUGAGGGAUGAGAAGUCGGAGCACCAGGUCAGUGUUGCCACCAUGGACCUGUUACAGGACCGAGAAGGCUUCACCUGGAAGGGUCAUGACCAGCUGAGCUCCAAGAAGGGCUUGCUGGCCUUUCCCCCAGGCUUCCAGCCAGUCGUGCUGGUGCAGUGCCUGCCCCCGGCCGCAGUGACAGCGGUCACCCUGCAUUCCGAGUGGAACCUUGUAGCCUUUGGGACCAGCCAUGGUUUUGGACUCUUUGACUAUCACCGCCGGAAUCCGGUGCUAGCCAGGUGCACCCUUCAUCCCAACGACUCCCUAGCCAUGGAGGGACCCCUGUCCAGGGUCAAGUCUCUGAAGAAGUCCUUGAGACAGUCAUUCCGGCGAAUUCGUAAGAGUCGUGUCUCUGGCAAGAAGCGGACCAACCCAAAUAGCCCCAAUAGCAAGGUGCAGGAAGCCAAUGCCCAGCUGGCCGAGCAGGCCUGUCCUCACGAUGUGGAGAUGACACCUGUGCAGCGGCGAAUCGAGCCCCGAUCGGCAGAUGACUCACUCUCAGGCGUGGUGCGCUGUCUCUACUUUGCCGACACUUUCCUCCGGGAUGCUACUCACCAUGGCCCGACCAUGUGGGCAGGCACCAACUCGGGGUCGGUAUUUGCUUAUGCCCUGGAAGUACCAUCCCUGGAGAAGUUCUCUGAGCGAGCGGUGGAGGCAGUCCUGGGCAAGGAGGUGCAGUUGAUGCACCGGGCCCCGGUGGUCUCCAUUGCUGUACUGGAUGGGCGAGGCAGUCCUCUGCCUGAGCCCUAUGAAGUGUCCCGAGACCUGGCCAAGGCCCCGGACAUGCAGGGAAGCCACUCCGUGCUUAUCUCUUCUGAGGAACAAUUCAAGGUGUUUACAUUGCCCAAGGUCAGUGCCAAGACAAAGUUCAAGCUCACGGCCCACGAGGGCUGCCGGGUACGGAAGGUGGCCCUGGUCACCUUCACCAGCGUGGCCUUUGAGGACUACACAGAGAACUGCCUGGCCUGCCUCACCAACCUUGGUGACAUCCACGUCUUCGCCGUGCCAUCCCUUAGGCCUCAGGUGCACUACGACUGCAUUCGCAAGGAGGACAUCAGUGGCAUCGCUUCCUGUGUCUUCACAAAGUAUGGGCAAGGCUUCUACUUGAUCUCCCCUUCGGAGUUUGAGCGAUUUUCCCUGAGUGCCAGGAACAUCACAGAACCUUUGUGCUCCCUAGAUUUCAUCCGACCUCAUGAUACCAUCUGUGUCAGCAAUGAUUACAAAGGAUCGCCCAAGCUGAGCCAGGCCAAUGGAACCCACGUGCUGCCAGUGUCUGAGGGGAACCAUUCCUUUGUUGAUGGAGCUGGAACCCCAGAGCAUUCCCAGGCUGCCCUCUCCCCAGCCUCCAUAGACUCUCCCAACAGCACAGAAAACACGCUGGACAGCACAGGUGACAUCACCGUGGAAGAAGUGAAGGAUUUCUUGAGCUCUUCAGAGGAAGCAGAAAAAAAUUUGAGAAACAUAGCAGAGGAUGAUGCCCGAUCUCCAGGAAUCCUGAUCAAAUAAGGACAGAUGCUGUCGCCUGUGCCUCAGGCACGGAGCCCAGUGAUGAGGAUCAGAACCCACGGCCCAGCCAGGGGCCCAGCAGUUCACGCACACCUGCCCUGUGUCCAUCGGAUACUGUCCCUGUAACAUAGGCUUGUACCUUCUAACUGGCAGGGCAGAGCAGCAGUGCCCUGGAUCCCCAUAACCCCUGCCCACCCUCCUUCUGGUCCCCUGAAACGACACUAAGAAGCAGCUUCUCUUGGGGGUAAGGAGAGGCGGGGGAGGACAGCAGGAACCAAG
Molecule: messenger RNA, 3666 nt
Organism: Dromiciops gliroides (monito del monte)
Lineage: Eukaryota; Metazoa; Chordata; Mammalia; Microbiotheria; Microbiotheriidae
Gene: LLGL1
Product: LLGL scribble cell polarity complex component 1
Exons: 23
Coding region: 223-3387 (1054 amino acids)
Biological process (GO): regulation of protein secretion; establishment of spindle orientation; regulation of Notch signaling pathway
Cellular component (GO): cytoplasm; cortical actin cytoskeleton; plasma membrane
Molecular function (GO): myosin II binding; GTPase activator activity
Source: RefSeq, a predicted model, not a curated record